AUGACAAUCGACUCUCAUCAUAUACUAUUUAAAAUGGAUCAACUUCCUGUUGACUUACUUGAAAAGACUUUUUAUCAUCUUCCUGAAGAUCUUUGUUUGCUACUUACUUUAUCCAAAAUUAAAACUGUUCAAAUCGCUGCUACUCUCACUUUAUUUAAUUUCAUUUCUUUAUCCAGUAGCAAAUAUGCUGUUUAUAAGCUAUUUAACCCAAAAAACAUUUAUUCAGAAGUUGGGUUUUGUUUUUUAAAGGUGCCAGAUUUUUGGGUUCAAAUUAAUAUUAAAGAUUUUGAUAAAAUUAAUAUUGGACAUAUAAAAAUUAUUAAUAAUCUUACAAUAAAUUUAGAUAUUGCAGACUUAAAUCAAGACUCGAGUCAAAUAUUAACUUCUAUUCUAUUAAACACAAAAAUGUUAAAAAAAAUUAAAUUUAAUAUUAUUGCUAAUGCGAAAACUUUGAAUUUUUAA
Messenger RNA from Ascoidea rubescens DSM 1968, 462 nucleotides. RefSeq lists its product as uncharacterized. Bases 1 to 462 code for a protein of 153 amino acids. Lineage: Eukaryota; Fungi; Ascomycota; Saccharomycetes; Ascoideales; Ascoideaceae. The transcript has a single exon. The record is from RefSeq and is a predicted model, not a curated record.